Pieris brassicae (large cabbage white) is the source of this 895-nucleotide messenger RNA. RefSeq names its product peptidyl-prolyl cis-trans isomerase, rhodopsin-specific isozyme-like (gene ninaA). NCBI's taxonomy places the organism in Eukaryota, Metazoa, Arthropoda, Insecta, Lepidoptera, Pieridae. Gene Ontology annotation, molecular function: peptidyl-prolyl cis-trans isomerase activity. The transcript is spliced from 6 exons. Bases 72 to 776 code for a protein of 234 amino acids. Gene Ontology annotation, cellular component: intracellular membrane-bounded organelle. The record is from RefSeq and is a predicted model, not a curated record. Gene Ontology annotation, biological process: protein peptidyl-prolyl isomerization.
CGAUCGGUAACUAGUAGCAUUUCUUCGGGAAAAUACAAGAGUCGUGUUUGUAACACGUAAAAUUUAUAAAGAUGAAUAUCCGCUCUACAAUUUCCCAAAUUUUCCUAUUCAAUUUUUUUGUGACUAUCUAUGCACGUCAAUUUAGAGUUACAGAUCAAGUAUUUUUCGAUAUUGAAAAUGAAGAUAAACCAAUUGGUAGAAUCGUCGUUGGAUUGUUCGGAGAUUUAGCGCCAAAAGCAGUGAAUAACUUUAAAGUUCUUGCAACAAAAGGCAUAAAAGGAAAAUCGUACAAGGGCACUAGUUUUAAUCGAAUUAUUAAAAGAUUUAUGAUUCAAGGAGGUGAUGUUGUGUCUGAUGAUGGUAGCGGUUCAAUAAGUAUUUACGGCGAAGUGUUUGAUGAUGAAAAUCUAGAUACACAACACACCAAUGCAGGUUUUGUAUCUAUGGCUAAUAAAGGUAAAAAUACAAACGGUUGUCAAUUCAUUAUAACCGUUAAAGGUACACCUUGGCUUGACGGCUUACACACAGUUGUUGGAAAAGUCGUUGAAGGUCAAAAUAUCGUUCAUGUCAUAGAACAUACACCCACGGAUGUUGAUGAUCGACCAAUGAAGCGCGUGUUUAUAGCAAAUUGUGGCAUGUUACCUACCGAUCCAUUCUACGUUUCUGAUGAUCCAUACGACUUAUGGGGAUGGAUUAAGGCGUCGGCUGUGCCACUUACGAUGUCAUUUUCGAUACUCGGCUUCUUUCAUUGGAUGAUAUCAAAAAUAGAUUUCUAAAAUAUUAAUUUUACCAAAAUUUAUAUUUUGGACAGCAGAUAAAAAAGUAAAUUUUGUUUAUGAUAUUUAGUUUGUAAUGUUUCAGCUAUACAAUUAAUUAAAUUAUUAUUAUAUUAAGU